Molecule: messenger RNA, 6679 nt
Organism: Salvelinus namaycush (lake trout)
Lineage: Eukaryota; Metazoa; Chordata; Actinopteri; Salmoniformes; Salmonidae
Product: caskin-2-like
Exons: 19
Coding region: 747-4805 (1352 amino acids)
Molecular function (GO): protein binding
Source: RefSeq, a predicted model, not a curated record
GAGCAAGUGACAAUGUAGCGGAGUCUGGCUUUCACGUCCGAGUUGGAAAAUAUUGCAUCAAAUUAUACAAACUUUUAUGUAGUUUUAUAAUUCACAUAUAUUUGUGAUGAGUAGGUUAUGUGUUCACUGGACAUGAGAGGAGUACUAAGAUUGGCUUUCUGUGGGAGACUGACUCAAAAUUACUUUCCUUGAGUUAUUGGAAGGCUACGAUUACUUUUGCUUGGACCUUGGAGGGCUCUCUGAAAACUGUCACCUUCACAUGUAUUUCCGUUUUCUAACAUGCAACAACAACACUGUGUAAGGUUCUGGCCUGCUGGUUCAUGCGGCUCCAUUCCAGCCUUCUCUGUGCUCUGACCACAGCACCUGCCGGGGCCCUCAAGCACAUAAAUGGUAGCUCCACACAACUCCAACCCCUGACAUACUCUGUACAAUAAAAUAUUUAGCAAAUAAAGACCGAAAGAAAGUUGAACAGGAAAUUUAAGCAGCAAAAGAGAUUUUCCGUCUCUCAGGCCUCCCUUGACUUGGCAUCCGUAACCGGACUGGGAGUUGAGACAGCUGAUUUGAGGCUGUGAGUGUCCUCCCAUCUACUGCUUCACAUUCCCUCACCUGUCAGCUGUGUGUGUUUCUGUGAGGACAGUAACUCUGAGGUAGGUUGAUGCGGCUGUGCCUUAGCAUGGCGCUGUGAGGAAGCCGCUGCCUGGACUCUGGACGGACGCCAGUGAAGCGCUUACACACCUUGGACCAUCAUGGGGAAGGAGCAGGACCUACUGCAGGCUGUCAAGAGCGGAGACCUGCCCUCCACUCAGAAACUACUGGCCAAGCUCAAAGCCAGCCGAAACAAGUUGUUGGGCUCCACGAAGAGACUGAACGUCAACUACCAGGAUGGAGAUGGGUUCUCAGCUCUCCACCAUGCUGCUCUGACCGGAACUACAGACCUGCUGUCUGUGCUGCUGGAGGCCCAGGCCACCGUUGACAUCAAGGACAGGAACGGUAUGCGUCCGCUCCACUAUGCAGCAUGGCAGGGCAAGGCUGACUCUGUCCUUAUGCUGCUGCGGGCCGGAGCUGGAGUCAAUGGGGUCUCACAGGAUGGACACAUCCCCCUGCACCUGGCCGCACAGUACGGACACUAUGACGUGUCUGAGAUGCUGCUGCAGCACCAGUCUAACCCGUGUCUGAUCAACAAAACCAAGAAGACCCCCCUAGACCUGGCCUGUGAGUUCGGUAGAGUCAAGGUUGCUCAGCUGUUGUUGAGCAGUAACAUGGUGGUGGCUCUGUUAGAGGGUAAUAGUAAGGAACCUGCAGACUCAGGCUUCAACACUCCGCUGCACCUCGCCGCACGCAACGGACACAAGGACAUCAUCCAGUUGCUGCUGAAAGCGGGCAUCGACAUCAACAGGGCCACUAAGGCUGGCACUGCCCUGCACGAGGCUUCCCUCUACGGCAAGACGGAGGUGGUCAGACAGCUGCUAGAGGCUGGUAUAGACGUGAACAUCCGUAACACGUACAACCAGACCGCCCUGGACAUCGUGAACCAGUUCACCACCUCUCACGCCAGCAAGGACAUCAAGCAGCUCCUACGAGAUGCUACAGGUGUCCUGCAGGUGAGAGCUCUGAAAGACUACUGGAACAUCCACGACCCCACCGCUCUCAACAUCCGGGCCGGGGAUGUCAUCAUGGUCCUAGAGCAGCACAUGGACGGGCGCUGGAAGGGGCACAUCCACGACAGCCAGAGGGGCACCGACCGGGUGGGCUACUUCCCCCCGAACAUUGUGGAGGUCAUCAGCAGACGCUCAGGGGGCACCCUGUCCCGGCACGCCUCUCUGCCCACCCAGCGCCACCAGCUCCUCUCCAGAUCCCCCCUCUCCUCCAGCCUGAGCUCAGCCCCCCAGACCGACGACUCCUACACACUGUACACCCCCAACAAUCCCCACCUGGCCCUCCCCCACGCCAUCGGCCUCAGCGCCAACCCAGCAGGUGACAGGAACAGUGUAGGGAGUACGGGCAGUGUGGGCAGCACCCGUAGUGCUGGGAGUGGACAGAGCACAGAGAGUAACACUGCCCCCAACGGACAACACCACCAGACCACCGCACUCCCAGACACAGCCAAACCAGCGCCCUCUGCUGGUGACUCAGGGAAACCAGUCCCCAAUAAACAGCCUGACCUGACUGCAGUGGUUCUGGGUGCUCCUCGGAGGCCGAUGGUGAACAUACAGAGACCAGGGGAACAGCAGUUUGUCUCCCCACAGUUUGUACGUCCUCAGCAGCUACUGGAGGGCAAGGAUGCAGAGGCCAUCUACCAGUGGCUGAGUGACUUCCAGUUGGAGCAGUACACUGGGAACUUCAUCACGGCCGGCUACGACGUCCCCACCAUCAGCAGGAUGACCCCAGAGGACCUGACGGCCAUCGGCGUCACCAAGCCAGGCCACCGCAAGAAGAUCUCAAUCGAGAUAGGAAACCUCAGCAUCCCAGAGUGGCUGCCUGAAUACAUCCCGGCAGACCUGGGGGAGUGGCUGAGUACCAUAGGCCUGCCUCAGUACCAAAGGAAGCUGUCAGAGAAUGGCUAUGACUCCAUCAGCAUCGUACGGGACCUGACCUGGGAGGACCUGCAGGAGAUAGGCAUCACCAAGCUGGGCCACCAGAAGAAGAUGAUGCUGGCCGUGAAGAAGCUGUGUGACAUCCAGAGGGCCAUCCUGGCUGCAGAGUCUGGCCAGGGCACGUUGCGCCGCAAGCCCCCUGGAGCCCUUCACCUGGUCACCAUCGAGCCCCCGGACAGCGCCUCCGACUGCCCCUCGCCCCACACCCCCAAGAUGCUGACCUUCCAGGACAGCGAGCUGAGCGCUGAGCUGCAGACAGCCAUGUCCAGCCACUACCAGGAGGGCCUGGCCAUCAAGAGUGCCGUGGGCAUGUCUCGGAGCCAAGAGAGCAUCGACGCCCGGUCCAGGGGCUCAGGGCGCUCCCAGGACCCCCCCACGGCCUCCAUCACUCCCCACAGCCGCUCACAGGAGAGCCUAGGCAGCAGCAGCACCUCCACCAGCCUCAGUGCUGACAGCAGCCCUGCCAAGGAGAGGAACAUUCCAGAAGGCUGGGACCAGAGGUCCAUACUACAGCAGCAGCUUCCCAAGCAGGUCCCCCUGGGGGCAGCCACCGUGUUCAAGUACCCAGCCAUCCCAGCCAAGCCUAAAGGCCCUGGGUCUCAUUCCCUAGGCUCCUCUCCCCAGGGCUCCCCGGCCCAGAGGGGCUUCAGCUACCUCCACUCCCACUGUGGCAGCACCGACCUGGACCACGGCUCGCCCACCAAGCCCUUGGCACACACCUACCACGCCAUGACCCUGGCCCCGCCUAAGAAGCGCAGCCAGAGCCUGACACGCUAUGCCCUGUCAGACGGCGAACCAGACGAAGAGGAUGACGACCUGGCUCCGCCCUCUAGUACCCUAGAGUCCUACGCCACCCUGACCCGCCGGCCCGGACGCAGCCAGCUGGCAGGCAUGCAGACCACACCCGUAAAGUACGGCACUGUGGGACGUAGCCAGUCCUUUGCCGUGCGCGCUCGUAAAAAGGGUCCCCCUCCAGCCCCGCCCAAGAGACUGAGCUCGGUGAGCAGCAGCCCCAGCGUUGGGUCCACUGAGAAUAUGGCGCCCUCUCCUGGGGGGGUGGAGACAGACAGCCCAGGUAGCGUGAGGAGCAUCGCAGCCUGUCUGGAGGCCUCCACUGAGGGGAAGAGCCUGUCCAGGCCCAGGCUGGACCUCCUCCAACCAGAGCCUCCCCUCCCCAGCCUCACCCCCUCAGGACUGGAGCCCAGAGAGGCCUCCGCAGGGAUGAGGAGGAGGGUGCAGAGUGAAUGUGUUCCAGCCCAGACCGACAUCCCAGACCAUUACCCAGACCCAGAGCGAGGGGUGAAGUCAGACUCUGAGGAGGAGGAACCUAAGGCACCGGGGUUGGAUGGCUCCUCAUCCCCUCACAAUAGCUCCAGCGAGUGUAUCCCCUUCGCCGAGGAGGGCAACCUCACCAUCAAGCAGAGGCCCAAGGUAGGAGGGCCGCCCAGGGCCGAGAGCACUGUGGAGAUCCCGGCAGACAAGAACCGGCCCACCAAGACAGCCCUGGAGGUGCCUGAGUUUAACCUGAAGGAGUCAGACACUGUGAAGCGGAGAUACAAGCCUAAAGACCAUGCUGGCAGCUCUCCCACCAGUGACAGUGAGGGCCAGAUAGGGUCAGACUCCAGUCCAGGCAGCAGGCCCCAGUCCCAGAGCUGUGAGGAGGUGAGUCUGGUCAGUCUGAGGAUCAGUGAGGCCAGUCUGGAGGGGCUGGAGAACCUAGCAGUGACAGGCACACCCCUCAAACCCCCCGUCUCCCCCAAGCCUCACAGCUCCCACGGACCCCCCGUCACAGCCCCAAAACCGUCCCGACACAGUCUGGCUGCUGCUACAGCCAUAGUGCCGCCCACUAUGACUGUCAACGUGGUACAGAGUCUUGCCUUCUCAGCCCCACCAUCACCCACACCCAGCCGGUGUCCCCCAGCCCCAGGGCUUCAGUGCCAGGCAGCCCAGACAGGCAAGCCCCAGGUCUGUGUGGUCGGCCCAGGCCCAGGAGUAGAGUCUGGCCCGGGGUUAGAGGUGGUGCAGCAGCAGAGGCUGGAGCAGACCAGCACCUCUCUGGAGGCAGCACUGCAGGCUGUGGAGAGAAAACUCACCCAGGAGGACAGCACUGACGGUGGGGCUAACACAGUGAAGUCAGCGGGCAACAUUCUGGAUGACAUUGGCAACAUGUUUGAUGACCUUGCUGACCAGCUGGAUGCCAUGCUGGACUAAGCCCUCUAUCCACUCCACUGACCAGCCUACUGACCCUUGACCCUUCACCUCAGGAAGUACUAAUGACCAUGAGAGGGAGAAUGGAGCAGGUCACCCCACCUAAGUGUUAUCUCCGACCCCGAUGCCCUUAAAACUACAGACCAACCCCCACCACCAGACUAACAGAAAACAUAUGGGACUACAUUGUAGGAUGUGCCAUGGACUGGGAUGGUUUUAAUGAACAGUGUGGAUCCAUCUCCCUCCUCCCUGCCUCCAUGUUGCCACUUCCUCUCCUUUCAACACCAGCACUUAACUCUGCUCUACAGUGCAUUGCCAUCAGUCACAACAACCCUGUUGGUUUCAACACAGGGCCUGACUGACUGACUGACUGUAGAUACAUGAGGGGUGGACAACAUACUGUACCAGUACACCGUUGUAUUGGGUUGUUUCAUAUAACACGAGUUAAACUGUGUUGGCCUUUUUAUUCUACCCAGCAUCCUCCAUUUCUUCGUCUUGUUGGUGUGCCUUUCUUCCCCUCCUUUCUCACAGUAUCCACCUCUGUGUAAAGUCAUUGUUUGGCCACUGUAGCAGUAGAAAGAGAGAGAGAGAGAGAUAAUGGGGAGAAGUGGAGUGUUUUUAUACUGGCCUAUAGAGGAACCAUUCCUAGACAGAAUAUUACUAUACAAUACCAUUUGUAUUAGACGCUGUAUCUGUCAUUUGACCUUUGUAUUUCACUAUGUCUGACCAUUUCAAUUGGACCUUGUUGAUAUUUUCAAUACUCUUGUAUUUUAUCCAUUUUCUACCAAGUUGACCACAAUGAAAGUGUGUUUGUGUCUUCCUCAAGGCAUGGUGCCAGUACGUUUGUGCUGUUAAAAUCUUUAGUAAUCAUUCUUUAGUAAUACAGAAUGACUAGAUGCUAUAUCGUGUCUGGUUUUAUGAAGCUAUGUAAAACAUGUAGAAGUGCUGGAUAAUAUUGUUUAUACAAAAGGGAAGAAGACCUUAGCUUGUCAAAGCAUAUUUAGCUGUCGUCACUGUCCACACUGUCAAUAUAAGGAGUUAUACGUGCUUUGUACAGCCAAGGGAUGACAUGCAAGAUAUUAAUAAUGUACACUAUUUUUUAAAGAAAAAAUAACAUUUUAAUGUAGAUUAGUCCAACUAGUAUUUAAAUUAGAGUAUCUAAAUAUGUAUAUUGUAUACUUAUAGGUAUAUCUGGGAGCAGAAUCAUAUUCAACCAAAGUUCUUUGUACAGAUUUUCCUUCUAUAUUUUCAAUAUUUCCAUAAAAUGCAGAACCAUUGUUAAGGGGUUCUGGUCUUCCUUAUUGUAACAUGAAUGAAAUGAAUUAUCUACAUGGUUAAAAAACUGUCUUGUUUUUUUCCCCUGUCCACGAAGCAUUAUAUUGCUAUGUUCCAUAUUUGGGCAUGCUAGAGUACUUCUAGCAGGGGGAAUGAACUCUUCUAUGCUGUGUUUCUGUCUUCCUCAUGAACUUUGAAAUCAUUAACCCUGACUUGUAUGAUUGUGUAUUGUCCUCUGUACUGUAAAUGUUUGUGUCGUUUCAGUGUGAAUGUGAUCCCUGGCUGUAACCUGGGUUUCAUCUCUGUCGUUCUCAGGAAUGUCACACCUACUCAGUUCAAGCUGCUCUCACAUUAAACACACACACCUGGCUUUGUGUUAUGGAAGGAGGAACAGUGGUUUUGAAGAGGUGAGGUGAAUGAGAGCCUUGCGUGAAUGUGAAAGAGGUCUGUGUGUCUCAGACGGAACUGAGACCUGCUAGAGGCACCUUAUUUAAGAUGGGUCUGUGGAUAUAUGUUAUACUGUCUUGAGUUAUCAACAUGUCCUUUUUCAUCCAACUGGAUCUUCAUUUGGUUACAGUUAACCAUUAAAUAUUCAAGUCUGA